CUUGGUGUAUUAGUCUGAGGUAAAAGGGGGGUGGGAAAAAAACCAUGCCUGUAAGUUUUCCCCCCUCAGCAGCAGUUAUAUAGGUAGUUGUGUGUAACCUAACGAUAUAAGUAUUUCCUCCGAGUGAAGUUUGACUGGUGUGUGUGUGUGUGCGCGCGUGCGUGUAUUAUGGUGCUAUGGCUGAGUCGAGCCUUGCGCACGCGGUUCCGAACGGGUCCAGUCGUCACGAGAAGAGUUUGGGGCUCCUCGCUAUCAAAUUCGUCACAUUGCUUCAAGAAACCAAAGACGGCAUCCUCGAUUUAAAAGUGGCUGCAGAAUGCCUGGCCGUCAGACAGAAAAGAAGAAUCUACGACAUCACAAAUGUCCUGGAAGGGAUCGGGCUCAUCGAGAAAAAGACUAAGAACACCAUCCAAUGGAAGGGUGAGAGUUCAGGCUGCCAGCCUCAGGAGAUUCUAGAGCAAGUGGAACAUCUGAAAGCUCAGAUAACAGAGCUGGAGAGGCAAGAAAGGGAGCUGGAUAUGCAGAAAGCAUGCCUUCAGCAAAGCAUCAAACACCUACAGGAAGACCCCAACAGCAGCAGAUAUAAUUAUGUGACUCAUGAGGACAUAUGUGAUGUGUUCAGCGGAGACACCCUCCUGGCAGUAAUGGCACCUGCAGGGACGCAGCUGGAAGUCCCUGUGCCAGAAGUGUCUCAGAAUGGCCAGAAGAGAUACCAGGUGAAUUUGCGGAGCCACUCGACUCCCAUCCAGGUGCUGCUGAUCAACAGAGAGACUUGUGGCUCCAGACCUGUUGUCUUCUCCGUGCCGCCUCCAGAUGAUGUUUGUGCCAUGCCCACUCCCCCCAGCACACCUGCCAGUGUGCAAAAGUACCCUAUCACUUCAGAGUCCUGUAGUUUGGAGCACAACCAGCUCAAGAGCCCACUGCCUGAGCACCAGCUCACCCCGUUGUCUACUCCACCUGAUGUUCAUAUGGAAUGCGACUCUGAAUCCCCAAGCACUCAGUGCUUGUUGAUGCCGGAGCCCCUUGUUGAACCUGAGACUUCUGCACAGCCGCAUGGAGAUCUGGUGGGACAGGAUAUGCAGGCUAUGCUGGAUGUGGGGAAUCUGCUCCGACUUAACACUGUGGACCAGAUGAAGGAGGAGAGAGAGGGUGUUGCUGAUCUCAUUGAUGAGCUCAUGUCAUCUGAUGUCUUCCCCCUGCUGCGCCUCUCGCCCAACCACGGUGUGGAUUACAAUUUCAACCUGGACGACAGCGAGGGAGUGUGUGACCUGUUUGAUGUUCAGAUUCUCAAUUAUUAAGAAAAGAUGAAUUCUUCUGUGGACUUUGGCACAGUUGUCUUCCCUUCCAUGGUAACACUCCAGAACAUUGCCACUGAUAAAUGCCAACAAACACACUGGAAUCCAUCACUCCUAUCCACACACUGUACCUUGGCCUGAAAUCAUCCCCUUCCCCCGAACCCCAGUUUUCCUUAUAUUAAGCGCCACAUUAUGAAUCUUACUGCUGACUUUGAUGCCAUCAGGUAUCAGAAUACCAUUAUUAGCCACGAAUGAGUUGUGUAGUCUACAUUGACAGUCUACUCUGCUUAAUACAAGUUCUGAGAGACUUUUGUUUUCGUUUUUUUGUCCUUACCCUUUUCAGUUUUGUUUUGUUUUGCUGCAUAGUUACUGGAGCAUGUCCCUUAAGAUCCUCUUUGAGAUCUGGAAUGCCGGGGGCACUUGUCUGCUUUUUGGUUAGUGUUUGUAAGAGUAAUUACAGUGCUGCCUUAUUUCAAUCCUGAAAGUUUACUUUUUGUAAGCUGUUGAAAAUGUUUUCUUGUAAAAUAAUUUGCCUAGUUUUUGUAUCUAAUUUAUCACUUAAUGUACUCUUGAAUAAGAGAAUGUGAUGCUGUUAAGCUGCCUUUAAGAAUCUAAAGGUCUAAUGGAUCAAACACCGGUGCCUUCAGUCGCACUAAUCAAAUUAGUGUUUUUUUUUUGUAUUGGUUGGUUUGCACAUUUGUUGAAUGAUUUUUUUUAAAUAAAAUGAUUGCAUAAAAAAUA
Molecule: messenger RNA, 2036 nt
Organism: Hemibagrus wyckioides
Lineage: Eukaryota; Metazoa; Chordata; Actinopteri; Siluriformes; Bagridae
Gene: e2f5
Product: E2F transcription factor 5
Exons: 8
Coding region: 177-1298 (373 amino acids)
Biological process (GO): regulation of transcription by RNA polymerase II
Cellular component (GO): RNA polymerase II transcription regulator complex
Molecular function (GO): DNA-binding transcription factor activity, RNA polymerase II-specific; RNA polymerase II cis-regulatory region sequence-specific DNA binding; protein dimerization activity
Source: RefSeq, a predicted model, not a curated record